Molecule: messenger RNA, 900 nt
Organism: Helianthus annuus (common sunflower)
Lineage: Eukaryota; Viridiplantae; Streptophyta; Magnoliopsida; Asterales; Asteraceae
Exons: 3
Coding region: 1-900 (299 amino acids)
Source: RefSeq, a predicted model, not a curated record
AUGACUGACUGUAAGCCAUGCACUACCCCCGUUGACACCGCUUCCAAAUUGAACGCCAAUGAUGGCCCAUUAUUAACCGAUGAUUUCCUUUACCAAAGCCUGGUGGGUGCUCUUCAAUACUUAACUUUUACUCGCCCGGACAUCUCCUAUGCGGUUCAGCAAGUCUGCUUGUUCAUGCACUCUCCUCGUGAACCACAUUUUACGUUUUUGAAGCGUAUUCUUCGGUACAUCAAAGGGACUUUGGAUCAUGGAUUGCGUCUCACAGUAUCUCCUCCAUCUUCGCUUAUUGCUUAUUCCGAUGCAGACUGGGCGGGCUGCCCCGACUCUCGGCGUUCUACAUCCGGGUAUUGUGUCUUUCUAGGAAACAAUCUCAUUUCAUGGUCUUCUAAACGGCAGCCUACGGUUUCAAGAUCGAGUGCUGAAGCUGAAUAUCGUGGUGUUGCGAAUGCAGUCGCAGAGACUAGUUGGUUACGUAACCUAUUAUUCGAACUUCAUGUUCCUAUCACUCGUGCCACUAUUGUUUAUUGUGAUAACAUAUCUGUUGUUUACUUAUCGGACAACCCCGUUCAACAUCAACGCACAAAACACGUUGAGCUUGAUAUUCAUUUUGUUCGUGAAAAGGUUCAACUGGGUCAAGUCCGUGUCCUACAUGUACCAGCCUCCUAUCAGUUUGGUCAUCAAAUAAGGAAGAUUGUCAAUGAUGAAAUACCUCCUCGCAGGCAGACCCUAAUGUAUAGUGCCACCUGGCCGAAAGAAGUGAGGAAAAUAACUGGUGAUCUUUUGGUCAAUCCUGUUCAGGUCAACAUUGGCAAUGCAAACGAGCUUGCUGCAAAUAUGUCUAUUACGCAUGGAGCACAUGGUUGUAUGGCUGAUGAUGAUGGUUGUAGAAGAGGGAUAUAG